Molecule: messenger RNA, 3219 nt
Organism: Colletotrichum fioriniae
Lineage: Eukaryota; Fungi; Ascomycota; Sordariomycetes; Glomerellales; Glomerellaceae
Biological process (GO): monoatomic cation transport
Cellular component (GO): membrane
Molecular function (GO): ATPase-coupled monoatomic cation transmembrane transporter activity; ATP hydrolysis activity; metal ion binding
Source: RefSeq, a predicted model, not a curated record
AUGGGCGCGGGAUGCUGCUCCGACGAGCCUACCAAGGACCAUGGAUGCGCGGGUCCUGCAAACGGUAGUGACCAUGGGCAUGAACAUGACGAUAAUCUCAUGCCUGACGACUGCUGUGCCGGCGACAGAGCAUGCGACGAUGCCUUGGAAGUGAACUGCCUGGAUGAGAAUUGCGAUGCCGAAACCUUUUGCGAUUCCGAGGAUGAUUCGACCUGCCGUUCUGUCAAGCUCGAGUGCUGCACCUCCAAGGAAGAGCACUGCGAUGAGAAGUGUAUCAUUGCUGCUGCCGCCGUCGAGUGCGAGAAAUCAUGCGAAGACGACGCUGCUCACGAUGGUGCCCACGAGCAUUCACAUGACAAGGAUGGCCGCCAUCCAGCCUCUGCUUGCAGCACCCAUCUCUCCAAGGCUUUCGAGCAGUACAGCGCCUAUCUCGAGUCGGCCCGUUGCAUCUGCCGCAGCAUUCUCGAUCGCGGUCUCCCAACCGCCUGCUGCAGCGAGCAAAAGCCCGUUCUCACAGCCGCAGCCGCUCCUGUGAAGUCUUCCGCUGGGAAGAAGCGACGCGAGCCUGCCGAGGCGCACACGACCGCGCAUGCCCAUGGCCAACACAAGCAUCAUCACCAUCACGGAAUUAAGCGACGUGGCAAUAAAUCGCAAGCCGCGCACGACCAUGACAUGGCCAUCAAGCCUGUUCGCGAUGAUCAGUCUGACUGCUGCAGCGGCCACGAUGUUGAAGCUCCUGGGUCCGCGUACGAGAAAGGAAAUCUUGCCAUUGAUGGCCACGUCGACAAGGAUAUCGAGAAGGAUGCUGGAUCCGAGCACGUUGCCCUCGUUGUCGACGGCAUGACCUGUUCCGGAUGCGGGAACAAACUUGAACGAACCCUCAAAGGGAUACCUGGAGUGUCUGGUGUACGAGUCAACUUUGUCAUGGGCAACGCCGAGUUCACCCUUGACGGAGCUGCAGGAAAGGCCGAAGAUAUCAUCCGCAACACCGAACGGGCGACAGGCUUCCAUUGCACUAGAAUGUCAAGCGAUGAUCAGACGCUGGACAUUCUCGCCUCAGGCCUGUCUGCUAAGGCGUUGACCGACCUGGCGAUCGUUGGUGUAAGCGAAGUGAGCUUGGUUGACAAAAGAACUGCGAGAGUCACAUAUGACCCAGCGAUCAUUGGAGCUCGAACGCUUUUCAACAAAAUAGGACCGCAUUCGACUGGACUAGCCCCCCCUCGCGAUGACCCGUCCAUUGCGAGUGGAAGAAAGAGGAUGUAUGAUCAACUGAUCAAGACGGCCGCCGCCGCCACUCUCACCAUUCCCGUCGUUGUUCUCGCCUGGGGCGAGAAGCUUGAACCCAAGACGCGCUCGAUUGUAUCGAUUGUGUUGGCAACUUUCGUUCAGCUCAUAGCGGUGCCAGACUUUUACAAACCAGCCAUAUCAUCUCUCGUGCACAGCGGCGCUAUUGAGAUGGACAUGCUGGUUGUCAUCAGCAUCACGGCUGCCUAUGUCUACUCGGUUGUAGGAUUUGGAUUCCAUAUGGCUGACCGGCCACUCGAUCCCCGCGAAUUCUUCGAAACGAGCACCCUCCUGAUUACGCUUGUACUUCUUGGCCGCUUGACGGCUGCUUACGCACGUAUUCGCGCUGUUGCUGCCGUGUCCCUGCGUUCGCUUCAAACGUCUACCGCUGUUGUCAUCGAAGAUGGAAAAGAUGUUGAAAUCGACGCCCGCCUCCUCCAGUACGGCGACAAGUUCAAAGUUCUUCCUCACUCGGUUGUACCUACAGACGGUCUUGUGGUCACUGGGUCCAGUGAGGUGGAUGAAUCCAUGCUGACUGGCGAGAGCGUCCCAGUCUUCAAGAAAACGCGCGACACUGUGAUCGCGGGCACUGUCAACGGAUCCGGCACUCUGGUUGCGCAGCUUACUCGUCUCCCUGGAAAAAACACCGUUACCGAUAUUGCCGAGCUAGUCGAAGAAGCAGCAAAUUCCAAACCGAGGAUCCAGGACAUUGCAGACCGUGUUGCAGGCUGGUUCGUCCCUGUCGUCACGGCCGUUGCCAUUAUUGUCAUUAUUGUCUGGACCGUCAUCGAUGUCAAAGUUCAUGGUGAACCGGCUGGAAAGUCGAUCUCCACUGCCAUCACCUACGCUAUUGCUGUCCUCGCUGUCUCUUGUCCUUGCGCGCUCGGCCUCGCAGUGCCAAUGGUCCUGGUUGUAGCCGGUGGAAUCGCCGCUAGAGGAGGUGUCAUCAUCAAAUCGGCCGAGUGCACCGAGAGGGCUCGAAAGGUCAGCGAUGUCGUAUUCGACAAGACUGGGACCAUAACUGAGGGCGAUCUUGACGUUCUCGAGGAAGAGAUCCUGCUUGCCGACCAUGACGAGGCUCGUGCCAUCACUAAAGCCCUCGUGACAGGCAAUAACCACCCCGUGUCUACGGCCCUGGCGAAAUAUCUUGCCUCGAGGGCAACCCGCGAGGUGAAGGUUACUGACCCUCGAGUUCUCCCUGGCGCAGGUGUUGAAGCAAGCUACAAUGGCCACAAAGUCUGUGCUGGAAACCCCUCGUGGACUGAAGCCAAUGCUCUGCCCUCCGUCAUCCGUUUCCAAGAGUCGAACAUGACGAUCCUGGUCGUCACCAGUGACUCUACACCUAUCGCCAUAUUUGGACUGCGCACACGUUCUCGUCCGGAAGCAAAGAAAGUUAUUGCUCAGCUCAUCCGCCAAAACAUUGCCGUUCACCUGGUCUCCGGCGAUCAAACCCACGCCGUUGAAUCUGUCGCCGCCCAAGUUGGCAUUCCCAAUGUGGCAUCUCGUCGCACGCCGUCGCAGAAGCGUGAUUAUGUUGCCUCGUUAAUGUCAGAGGGCAAGAUCGUCAUGUUUAUCGGCGACGGAACCAACGACGCUGUGGCAGUCACUCAGGCUGAUGUGGGCGUUCAACUUGGUAGUGCAGCUUCAGCCAGCGACGUCACCCGCGGAGCCGCUGACGUGGUCCUCCUUGCAGGUCUCGAGGGUAUCCCCUUCGUGCUUGAGGUCAGCCGCGCCAGCUUCCACCGCAUGGUGUUCAACUUUGUCUGGUCGGCCGUAUACAACGUGCUCGCGAUCUUGCUUGCUGGAGGCGCCUUCGAGCCCGUCAACUUCAAGAUUCCUCCCGCAUAUGCGGGAUUGGGCGAGAUGGUCAGCGUGAUCCCGGUCAUCGUCGCGGCACUGACAAUGUUGGGAAAGAAGAUCCGGACCGAGGCCUAA